Molecule: messenger RNA, 1842 nt
Organism: Ogataea parapolymorpha DL-1
Lineage: Eukaryota; Fungi; Ascomycota; Pichiomycetes; Pichiales; Pichiaceae
Exons: 1
Coding region: 1-1842 (613 amino acids)
Biological process (GO): regulation of transcription by RNA polymerase II; DNA-templated transcription
Cellular component (GO): chromatin
Molecular function (GO): zinc ion binding; DNA-binding transcription factor activity, RNA polymerase II-specific; RNA polymerase II cis-regulatory region sequence-specific DNA binding
Source: RefSeq, a predicted model, not a curated record
AUGGAUCAGAUGUUUGCGAACAAUGGCCAGGCGUUUUUUCUUCUAGACGGAUUUGAGGAUAUUUCCUCCAACUCCGCUCUGUUCUCCGACCAGCCAAUAUCCAUGGAAAAUCCAGAAACAUCGUACAUGAAGAACGAAUAUGAACUCAACGAUUUGAGGUUGGCCGAGUUCAAAACCCUGAUUCCAGCCCUGGCCACGCACCCCGACUUUUUGCAGUUUAAGCUUGAAAAAAUGCUGCGCACCUAUUGGAAAUAUUUCCAUCCCAGGUUCCCUAUUCUGCACAAGCCCACGUUUGUAGCAUCCCAGACGCCAUCAUCGUUGCUACUCUCGAUGUUCAUCAUUGGAGCCAGAUUAUCCACCAUAUUUGACGACCUCUACUCGCCUGACCACAUAGAGGACCCGCAGUCAUUUGCCGACCUCAUUGCGAACCCUUUGAGAUGGCACAUAUUCUCGUCGCCAGAUUUCGAGCCUCCUGCAACGAUCUGGACAAUCCAGAGCCUGCUGCUACUCGAAUUCUAUGAAAAAAACUGCUCGUCACGAAAAAUGCACGAGAGAGCACAUCUGCACCACGGUACCACAAUUCAGCUUCUCAGACGGCUCCCCACGCUGGGUGGCACUCCACAGAAACUUGGACAACCCGAAGAUGUUAAUAACUGGCACAGCUGGAUAGAGGUGGAGUCGCUCAAACGAGCUACGUACAUGUGUUUCUACAUGGACACCAUCGAUGCCAUCAUGUACGGCCACCAGGUUCUUAUAUAUGCCCAUCAGGUGCAGCUCACCAUGCCUGUGGAGGAUGAAGUUUGGGACGCUGAUUUGCAAAACUUCAAGCAAGUUAUCAAGCAAGCCAAGAAACCACAGAAAUUCCUGCUUGUGCUAAAAAAUCUGCUUAAUGGGGUGUCGACGCGAACCAAUGCAUUUGGAAAGAAAGUCCUGGUAUCUGGGCUGAGUGCUGUGAUGUUCCAGAUCCAACAGCGGGACCUGCAACUGGCAUUUGGACUAGAUAAGUUUGGUGCAAGCGAGACUGCCAAAAACUGGCGUGAGCUGAUGACGGCCGCCUACUCUAUCUGGAGAAACGACGUUGGCGUGUCCUGCUGCUCAUCGAAGACAGCAAUCGAGAACGUCAAGGCAUCUUCUGGGUUUAUGGAGCUGUCGCAGAAAGAUACCCGUUGCAAAUGCACGGUGUACCACAUGGCCCACGUCUGUAUGUCGAUUCCCCAGUACGACUUCCUGAUAUUUGCCGGCGCUCCCUGGAGAAUGAAUGUCAAGCCGUCCUCGCCGCAGGAGAGAGACGCAAUUUGCAAAAGAGUGGUCGAGUGGACAGAAACCAGACAUGCCAAAGUGGCCGUCGUGCAGUGCUAUCUGCUGCUUUUUGAAAUGUUUCUUUCGCCGCACGGAGCUCCAGAAGAGUACGAGUACGACUAUGAUGCCGACCGCGACCUGUUUUUUCGGUCAAACCCGAUCAGCAUUGCUUUGCUGGUGGUCUGGACGUAUGUGUUUAUUAAAUGUGGUCCCGAAACAUACAAUCCUCAGCUGCCGAAGGAGUCCGGAUACAAGUAUCUGCGGCGGAUCCGUUCCCAGUUCACGUCCGCAGCAGGCUGUGUUCUCGACACAACAGAUGAGGAAUACACAGGGUCUCAGCUUUACGGCAAGGUGAUGAAAUGGACCGACGUGCUGGACUCGAUACCCGACAAACAGAACCUUGUGGGCCUUCUGAGCAUGGUGGGACACAAAAUGGUGAACGCAAAGUACUCGAUUGUGGAAGAGCUGGGCAAACUCAUUGUUUUUUGCGCACGGCGCAGCUCCGGAUCGAGCCAGAUAAUUCUCUACGACAUGUAUGAUUAA